Calliphora vicina (urban bluebottle blowfly) is the source of this 5500-nucleotide messenger RNA. It is a transcript of the gene PIP82, whose product is annotated as PIP82. Lineage: Eukaryota; Metazoa; Arthropoda; Insecta; Diptera; Calliphoridae. Bases 225 to 4631 code for a protein of 1468 amino acids. The transcript has 3 exons. The record is from RefSeq and is a predicted model, not a curated record.
UGCAACUCGUAAAAUGUUCUUAGAUUCGUUACAGAACGGUAGUAUUAAUACAAUCGGUAUAGUUUUGCUAAUAUUAUUUUAAUAAUAAUUUUAAAUAUUUCAAUAAUGCUAAUUGAAACCUCAACAAAUGAAAAGAAAAUGAAGUAAACUUUACAAAACAAUUGAGAAAAAGUUAUCAGUAAAUCAUCAGACGGAAGGAAUAAAUUUAAAAAAAAAAAAUUUAAAUGGAUUUGCGUAAUUUAUGUUCCAAAGUUGAUGUGGAUGCAAUACGAGCUAAAAUUCCACCUCUACCACAAAUGAAAUUACCAAAGUCAAUGUCAAAACUCAAGUCUCGUAAAAUUUUUCGCAGUUCACGGGAAGAUGUCAGCUCGGAUUCACGACGUUCCUCUUCAAAGCGCAUGCCAUCAAAUUCUGAAAAUAUACCUCCGUCAGGAUUUAUUAAUCGAACGCCAACUCGAAUCUCUACAAUAUCCUCGUUAAUGGACCAAACAGGUGGUGGCGGUGGAGGAGGUUCAAAAAAGUGGAAAUCACAAAAUGGUGACGAUUAUGAGAAUUCCUAUCGCAGUGCAGGUGGCAUAGACGACUAUCCUUCUCCAUUGGCUCAUAAUUUUGAGAUGCGUUCAUCACGUCCCAUAAGCCCAAUGAGGACAACAUCUUUUACACAGGAAUUCCAGGGACAAUCUGAACAAAAUGUUAAAAUGUCAUUUGGAGAAAAGUUGCAAAAGGGCUACAAGGAUGUUACGGAAUUCAAACUGAAACAUUUAUUUGCUAAACGGACUGUGGUCCAUACAGACAAAAUCGAAAUAACCGACUAUAUUCAGAGCUUCGACGAAGACCGCAGGCGGGAAGAAAGAGUGCAGCAAAAAAGAGAUAACGAAAUAGCCGAUAAUUACAAAUUUCAAUUUAAGAUUUCCAAACAAAAAUCUGAAGAAUCGUAUAUCGAUGAUAGUCCAGCAAGCUCUCCACAGCAAAGCAUUGAGCCAGAAAAGAAAAAUCCGAAAACAUUAAGCGAGCAAAGUGGUGAUGAAAGUGGUAUGGAAUCAUCGCCGCCAACUCGAAAACCCGGCAUUGCUUCAACCAGAUUUUCUAGAGUCCGUAAGACGCCUCUUAGCAUGUCAUUGGAGGAUGAUGGCGCUGAUGAUGACGACGACGAUGGUGACAUUGAGUUAGAUGUGGUAGAUGUGGAUGCACCAGUAAUAAAACCUAAUUCAAGUUCUCUUCGUGAUAGCAAAAAACACCAAUCUUCUCAAAAGUUUACCAAUUCACGACAAAGCUCUCGAAGGUCUACAAAUACAUUUUCUAGAGAUCGUCCUCCACCUCCCCCUUCGCGUACACCGCUUAACAUGUCGCUAGAGGAAGAAUUAGAUGACGAAGAAAACGACGAUGUUGGCACAGAUGACAACAUUGAAUUGGACGUGGAGGAAGUGGCCACACCUAAGAAAAUAAAACCCAAUACUAGUACACUGUACGAUAUAAAAAAACACAAAUCUCCUGAAAAGUCUACUGAUUUACAACAAAACCCUCGCAAGUCGAAGAGUAUUAGGGAGCGUGUGAGCCAUUUAACUAAUCAGAAAUCAGAAGGGGACGAAACCAAUGCAGUGUCAGAAAAGAAACGUAGAGCUCCUCUAAGUCCACAACAAUCUGAGGAAAAUGCUACUACAAAAUCCGAUAAGCCAUUUGACACUCUCAAACAGAAUUUCAAAAGAAUGCAAAAGUCUGUUAGACUACCACAACAAAUGUCAAUGCAUUCAGGAGCCGAAUCGGAAAAUGAAGAUGCCAAUUCGGAUAGCAAAGCGAAACUAUCGAAAAGCCAACAAUUUACAGAACGCCUUAAACGAUUCCGUUCCAUCGACAAUGUUAAUAAGAAUCCAGAAGACAAUGAGAACAACGAGUCUCCAAUGCAUAAAAUUACAAAUAAGUUACAGGAUUGGAGAAAGAGCUUUAGGAAAAAGGCCGAUCCACAUAACCCUGACAUUGACGAUGGGGAUGAAGCUACUUCUCCUCAGAAACAGGAAAAACCUGUCGGAUCUCUGAUGAAGAAACUAAAACAUAUAAGAUCACGUAAGCGCGACAGUAUUGAUGAUCCCGAUGAUGACGAGGAAGGUGGAGAAACAUAUAAGGAGAGUUUAGCAGCUAGAGCCAAGUUCCAGUUAGAGAAAGGUGUAGUAGUCGCUAGUCAAGUGCCUCAGAUAACUAUGAAAAAAAUAUCUGACACUAAAAAGUACUUUAAGAAGAAACAAGAAAAUGAAGGUAAAAACAAACCAGAUAAGCCGCAAUCUGAAGAGGAGGAUAUAGAGGUCGAUCAACAGAACACCAUCACCAAACCGGCAGUGAAAAGUAUUCCGAGACCUCCCCCACCUAUUCCUCGACCAUACUUCCAUAAUAGUUCUGAAGAAGAGGAUGACGAUGAUGAUAUUGAUAACCACAAAUUUAUUACAAAAUCUCUCGCCGAAUCUCAACUGAUUUCGGUGCCUACAGCCACAGCUGUUUGGACUACGAAACCCAUAUUAUCAGAUGAUUUGACAGAUUAUGAUGAAGAUUUGCCCAGAGUUCUUCUACAUCAGGAUAACUCUGAUGUUUUUGAAUCUACACUAAUUAUAGCUGUAACGCGUCCCAUAUCUCAUACGACGACAUCACCUAUUAUUACUGAAUUACCACCAGAUUCGCCAGAGCAAUCUACACCAGAUACGAAACCAGAUGAUUGGAUACCAAAUCAAGAUAUGGUAGCAACCUUUUUGGAAGUGACUCCACCUUCACAACGAAAACUUUCCAGGGACUCAACCAAUUCAAGAGGACACUCACGGAAACAUUCCAUCGACUCCAGUUCCGAUGACUCUUGGAUUAAAGAUAUACCCAAAGGUCCAUCAACUGCAGUUCUAAAUAGUGUACACGAAAACGAAGAUCCUUGGAAGAUUCAAAAAGGAAAUACAGACGAGAAUCUUUAUAAAACUAAGAGCAUUGACUUGUUCGAAAUGCAAAAGAAACAAGGCGGAGUUUUGUGUGCUUUUGAAGAUUUUGAUGAUGAAUUGAAAAAUACUCCUGUUGUUAAAAUAGAAAAUGAAAAUGAAAUACCUGUUGCUCAACUAGAAAAGAAAAAUGCUAAUGUUGUCACAAUAGACACGGAAAAUACUCCUGUUGUUGCCGUAGAAAAGGAGGAGCCUACAAAUUUAGAAAUUCUUCGAAAUAUUGAUAAUUACGAACGUGAAAGUAGUGAGGAAUUAGAAUAUCCAGACGAUGACAAUUCAUCUAGAGUUACGAAAAUAUCUGUACAUCCUCAAGAAUCUAAAAGUGAGGAAUUACAAAAUCCAAAUGAUGACAAUUCAUCAAGAUUUACGCAAAUAUCUGUACAUCCUCGAGAAACUAAGGAUGAAGAAUUAUAUAUUCAGGACAAUGGCAUUUCAUCUAAUGUUACGAAAAUGUCUACGCAUCCUCAACAGCAAAAUAGUGAGGAAUUAGAAAACCCUGACAAUGAGAAUUCAUCUAGACUUACGCAAAUAUCUGUGCAUACUCAGGAGCCUAAAACGUAUGAAGCUAUAAAACUGGAACCGGAAUUAAAGUCUAAGCCUUUCGGCAACAGCCGAGAAAGUCUUACAGGAAAUUUAGAUGAUAAAGAUGCUAUCGAUAGUGGUGAGGAAAGUGAUGACGACGAAGACUUCCAAGAUAGUGAAGACGAUCAAAUUGAAGUGGAUCGACCACCCUCAAAAACACCUUCACCACCACCAUCUAUAGCAUCAACACCACCACCUUUGCCCGAGAGAAAACCAUCAAUAAGCCAACUAAUUUCUAGCCAGUAUUCUAUAGAUCUUCCUUCUUUAGAUUGUCCGUCGCUACCUCCACCAACAAUGCCCACAACAAAGCCACCUUUGCCACCUAAGAGACCGACACCAACAACUUCACCACCACCACCACCAAAAAUACCAGAUCGCAAUCCUCCUACGACACGAAUCUCUAAACCAUUAGUAAAAACUGCUUCACUACGUCUUGCCUACAAUGAACAAGUAAAUCCGGAAGACGUUGGCAAAGUCAAUAAACUUAUAUCACGCUUCGAACCCGAAGGUAUUAAACAAAGACCCAAAAUUAUACCUCGAAAACCUUUAAUAACCUACGAAUCAGAUGAUUACAGCGAUGAAGAGGACUUAAUGCAAUUAUUGCCCAUAAAACAAAGGGAUAAAAUUAGAGAUAUGACACCAACCAAUCUUCCGAGAAUGCAGAAAUCAUUUUCCAUAGAUUCGGUCGAUAUUCCAAACAACAAUGACAUUUCCACAGCGAACCUAGAAAUUCACACAUCACUAUCACGCAAGGCCGCCUCACAACUUACACUGGAUAAUUGUGGAAAUACUACGACAAUCCCCAGCAUUUCCAUAUCUUCAAAUUGUCUAGAUGUCAAUUCGAAUUUCAGUCAACCAAGUUCUGUAUACGGUUCACCUUUAGCAUUUCCAUCGAGUGUUGUCGGAUCUACAGAAGUCACACCGUUAACAAAUCGAAAAGAUUCCGAACAUCUUGGUGCACGCAGAAAUCGUCGCAGCAUGGCACGGGACGAUGAACAUUUCUACUCUUUCGAUAGUGAUGAAGAAAACAGUUACUAUUCGAUAGGAUCAAACAGCAGUAAUCGUUAUGUUGUGGAUUUGUAAAAAUGAGCGGAAUUGUAAGGUUUAAUAGUGAACUAAAUAACUUUAUUGAUUUAUAUUUAAUCAAAGAAUGUUAAAUAUUAAAACUAUUUGAAACUGUAAAAUGUAGAGUUGUUAUCCUUUCUGAAUGUUUUCCCCAUAGUAUCAAGGGUAAAUACAAGACAAUUCUAAGAGAAAAGAAGUAAGAGAGCUAUAUUCGGCUGUGCCGAAUCUUAUAUACCCUUCACCAAAUUAUACUUCAAAAUACAGAUUUUAAAUAGUUUUAGGUAAACAAAAUUUAUUUUUUAUUCCAAAUUUGUGAUUUUUUGGUGAAAAAAAAAAUGGGGUUAAAAAUAUUAUUUUCCGAUUUUGACCCAUUGUACUAUGGUAUUAUAUACGUCGUUGCAAAAGUCUUUGAAAUAUCUAUCAUUAGAUAUCCAUAUUGUCUAUACUAAUGGCUUAGUAAUCCAGAUAUAGGUAAAAAUAGGUAAAAAAUCGAGGUUUUCCUCAUAUCUCAGCCAUUUGUGGACCGAUUUUGUUGUUUUCAAAUAUGAAUCUUCUCGAAAGCAUGUCUGACAGAAUUAUUGAAGAUUUGGAUCCCGAAGAUAUCUGGAGUCUUCAGAAAAUUGAUUUCAACAGACAGGCGGACAGACAGGGGAUAUGGCUUAAUCGCUAUCUAUAAGGAUCCAGAAUAUAUAUACUUUAUAGGGUCGGAAAAUUAUAUUGUGGUGAAGGGUAUAAUCACGAAGGUGAAGGGUAUAAUUACUAAUAUUUUAUAAGUGAAUAUCUACAAAGAUGAAUAGUUGAAAUGGACACAUUUUAAGAAGACUUAAAUAUGAAGACUUAUUCUAAAAAGAAUUCCAUAUAGAAUACAUUAAUAUUAGAAAUAUUUU